GAGCAAAUGACCAUUUAAGCUAUAUAUCAAAAAGCUUUUUUUAGGAAAUCUUACGAUGGCAAUUACAGUGUUGUGCACAUUGUAAGUUCAAUAGACAUAUAUAAUUCUCAGAAAGUAUAGUCCAAGAUACAUAUUCAGUAAACUAAAUUAUAUUGUAAAUUAAUACUUAUCGUGAUGAAGUUAGAGGAUUCUGCAGGUGUAGUUGUUACCCCACUAAAGGCAUCAGCAACAAUAACCAAAUUGCAACCAUUAAGUAGUAAAAGUGUUAAAGUUGAUAGACAAUCAUUUUUCACUUCUGAAGAUAAGAGUACAUAUCGAGCUAUAUUACAAUUAUUAAGUUUUAUAACCUAUGAUUUGGUACUUUGGUUCUUUUCUUUUGUAAUUCAUACUUUCUUUCGUGAUAUUCAACCACGAGGUACAUUUCAUAUACCUCAUCAGGGCCCUGUAAUAUUUGUCAUUGCUCCUCAUCAUAAUCAAUUCAUUGAUCCAUUGAUUGUCAUGUCCAAAGUAAAACAAUUCAUUGGUCGUCGUAUUGCAUUCAUAAUUGCUAACAAAUCUUAUAAGCAAAGAUUCAUAGGAACAAUGGCCAUGUUAUGUGGGGUAAUCCCAGUUGAAAGACCACAAGAUCUAGUCAAACCAGCACUGGGGAAAAUAAGAGUUAAUCCAGAUAAUGAAAUUGAAGUGAUUGGAGAAGGUACCAAGUUCACAACUGAAUGUAUGGAAAAGGGAUUGGUUGGUUUACCUGAAUAUUUAGGAAAUGUACAAAUUCUCAGUAUUCAAGAUGAUACUCAUCUUAUAUUGAAGAAGAAAUUCGAGUCAGCUCGCCCAGAAAAUCAAGCUAGAAUUGACAAACUAUUAAGAGAAGGAACAAAGUAUAAAGUAGCUCCUCAUAUUGACAAUAGUGUUGUUUUCAAACAUGUCUUCAACCAUUUAAAUAGCGGUAGAGUAUUAGGAAUAUUUCCAGAAGGUGGAUCUCAUGAUAGACCAGAUUUGUUGCCUUUGAAGCCAGGUGUUGCUAUCAUGGCACUUGGUACAGUUGCUGAAGCUAUUAAUAAACUUAAGGAAGGUAAUUCAGAUGUUCAUAUUGAGCCUGUUACUAUUAUCCCAGUAGGUUUAAACUAUUUUCAUCCUCAUCUAUUCAGAUCGCGUGUUGUUGUUGAAUUUGGAGAACCUAUUAUAGUCGAUAAGUCUAUGGGUUUGCAUUAUAUUGAAAGUUCAAGGGCCGCAGUUGGUGAGUUAUUGAAUGCAAUAACAUUAGGGUUAAAAGAAGUUACUGUUACUUGCAAAGAUUACGAAACACUUAUGGUAUUACAGGCAGCCAGAAGAUUAUAUACUUCUGCCAAUAGAGAGAAUAUUCCCUUACCUAUGGUAGUUGAAUUGAACAGAAGGUUGAUUAAAGGUUAUGAACAAUACAAGAAUGAACCAGAUGUGAUAGAAUUAAGGGAGAAAGUAAUGGCAUACAAUUCUAAAUUACGGGCUCUUCGACUCCAUGAUCACGAUGUCGAGACAUUAACACGUAAACACAGAUUCCAUACAUUCAUCGUUUUAAUAGAACGACUCUUCAAAUAUGCGUUGUUCAUGGGUUUAAGUUUACCUGGGAUGAUAUUAUUUAGUCCUGUGUUUAUUGUUGCUAUUAGAAUAUCCAACAAAAGAGCCAAAGAAGCACUUGCUGCAUCUGUUGUUAAGAUUAAAGCUAAUGAUGUGAUUGGUACAUGGAAGAUUCUUGUUGCUUUAGUAUUAGCUCCCGCUUUAUACAUUUUGUAUUCUAUUAUUGGAACAAUCUUAAUUUUGGAAUACAAUAUUUCGCCAAUCCAUGUUCCAGUAUACAUAAUUUUCUUAUUCUGUUAUUGCUGGGCAUUAUUAACGACAUAUGCAUCUUUGAGAGUUGGAGAAAUUGGAAUGGAUUAUUAUAAGUCUUUAAGACCAUUAUUCCUUUCUAUAGUUAGUUUCCACACCAAUGGAGAGAUUGAAAUUGAUGAAUUAAAGAAAACACGUCGGGAAUUGGCAGGUAAAGUCGAUGAAUUUUGCAACAAGUAUGGUCCUGGUAUGUUUGAUGAUUUUGAUGAAUUCUAUGGUGAUUUUGAUGAUGAAAAAGUAACAGUUGUUCAUGAAGGUGAUGAAAUCGAAUCAUCAGAUGAAGAAGGAGAACAUCCAAUAUAUAAAGCAGGUAAGAAGGGUAAGGGAAUGUUAAGUAGGAUAAGUUCCGUUGAAUCAUUCAAUAUUCAUAAUUUAAGUGAUAUUCCAAUCUUUUCAUAUCUUACCGAUAGCGUUACUGGGGCAGGUAUUUCAGCCAAGUCAUCAUUUACAAAUUUGACAACUAUUCGAGGACAUCCUCAAUCAAAUGGAGACAAACGUGUUUAUCACAAUAAUAAUAAUAGCGACUUUGACGAAGACGUUGGGUUAAAAUUGCGAAACAAGCUAAAGAGCAAACUUAAUAACAAUUGGAAUGAAAAUCAGAAUGGAUCUGAUUAGUAGCUACCUUCGGGCCGGUGUAAUAAAAGGUGCAAAAAAAAAGGCAAGGGAAGGGAACGCUUAAGGACGUUAAAUAAAUACAUAGUCAAACUAAAUAAAUAUAAAAUCAGCAAGAGGUACAAACAAAGAGGUUAAUAAGUCGAAGGGGGUGGGUCGUGGUAAUGUACUGAGAUGUAAAUAGUUAUAUAGCAAUGUACAUCAUCUUGCUUAACAAAGCAAUCUGAAUAUAUUUAUUUGUUUCAAAGCCAACUUGCCCUUUUUUCCUUGUCUU
Molecule: messenger RNA, 2743 nt
Organism: Scheffersomyces amazonensis
Lineage: Eukaryota; Fungi; Ascomycota; Pichiomycetes; Serinales; Debaryomycetaceae
Gene: SCT2
Product: bifunctional glycerol-3-phosphate/glycerone-phosphate O-acyltransferase
Exons: 1
Coding region: 175-2472 (765 amino acids)
Biological process (GO): phospholipid biosynthetic process
Molecular function (GO): glycerone-phosphate O-acyltransferase activity; glycerol-3-phosphate O-acyltransferase activity
Source: RefSeq, a predicted model, not a curated record